Phytophthora infestans T30-4 is the source of this 1947-nucleotide messenger RNA. RefSeq lists its product as uncharacterized. Gene Ontology annotation, cellular component: SCF ubiquitin ligase complex. NCBI's taxonomy places the organism in Eukaryota, Oomycota, Peronosporomycetes, Peronosporales, Peronosporaceae. The record is from RefSeq and is a predicted model, not a curated record. The coding region runs from base 1 to 1947 and encodes 648 amino acids. Gene Ontology annotation, molecular function: protein binding. Gene Ontology annotation, biological process: SCF-dependent proteasomal ubiquitin-dependent protein catabolic process. The transcript has 8 exons.
AUGGGCGGCUCGUGCUGCAGGUGCCAGCACUUGGACGACCCGUUGCUGUCAUUGCCCCGCGUGUCAGCCUCCGCUAUGAGCGCCAACUACAACCAGUUCUACGUGCCUGCACCUCUGACUGCGUCGACUUCCGACUCUUCCUCCUCACUAGCUAACUACGUCGCCUUCCCCUUCCCAUUCGUCUCUAAACCCAAGACUGGCACCCGCAACACACGUAUUAAAAGCAGAAGCAAGAGUCACGACAAGAAAUCGCACAACAAACAAAACGGACAGCACACAAAAGCCAUUGCUCCUUACGUAGGUGAGCAUUGGCGUAAGACUCCAAGGGGUAGAUUCGCCCAUCUUUCUCUGUUGGAGCUCAGUGUACGCAGUCUUAGUGCCCAACUAUUAGUAGACCAUCAAGAUGCACUACGAGCUGGAGUUCUACCGCCUGAAUUGGCCCUGAGUGUGUUACAAUGGCUUAAACAGCACUAUGUGCUGGACAAACCGCAGUUCCAGGCUUUAACGCCGCUCUUAUUGCUAGAGUGGAACUUGGCAGACCACCAGGACGUAGAGGACUCGUGGUUCGAUGAUAUCCCAGAGAAAACGCUCGAAAGUGUGAAGAGUAUCGAUGUCUCGGGGUGUAUUCAUCUGCAGCAGCUGGGAUCCGAAUGGGGGCGACAUGUGAACAGACUGCCCGAGCUGCUAGUGGCGUCAUUCCAGGGAUGCACAGGACUGUCGAAGGAAACGAUCGAGAUGCUCAAGCUGUCGACGAAGUUGACGACGCUCAAUCUUUCUGGCUGUGCUAAUGUGGAUGACAAGUGCGUGAAGUCGCUUCGCCAGCUGGAACACCUGAAAUCGCUGCAACUGGUUGGCUGCCGCAGGUUGACGGAUAAAGGGGUCAAGCGACUUUUUAAGCUGACAAAACUGGAAAAACUGCGUCUAGGGCGCUGUAGAAAACUAACGGACGACGCGUUCGGUGGAUUUGUGGACUCGUUCCCGAAGCUGCGGGAGCUGGAUGUUUCAAAUUGUCGGUUGAGUGAGAGGGCGAUGCAACAUAUUGGACAGGUCAAGAGCUUGGAAGUCCUGGUGAUCCGUGGCUGUCAAGACAUUUCUGACGUCGGCAUGGCGUCGCUUGCUGAGCUGACGAAUCUCAAGUAUUUCGAUGCACGCCACUGUGGCAAGAUCCAUUCCAUCCCAACGGAGUGGACGCAGCUCGAGGUUCUCCUGCUUGGAUACACUGCUUUUGCUGAGUCAGAUGCAGCGGUCUUACAGUAUCUGACCAAGCUGCAAGAACUGGAGCUCCGCAAGUGUCGAAUUAUGAAGAGAGGAUUUCAAUUUAUUAGCCGACUAAAACACCUUGAACGCCUCGAGGUGGCAGAGACCGCCCUCACUGACUCUAGACUGCUGGAAAUCUGCAAUAAUGCGAUAAAUCUGAAGGCACUUAACGUUUCCAACACUGAGAUCAGCGAUAGCGGGACAACAGGACUGACUAAACUCAAGGAGCUGCGUAUUCUUGGCCUGGAUACGUCGGGCAUCACCAACAGAGCGUUGGCGAACUUGUCGUUUCUUCCGCAACUUGAAAGACUGGACCUGUUUGGCGCAAACAUCACAGAUAAUGGGCUCAUGCACCUCAUUCCAUUGCACAAACUCCAGGAAUUGGCGAUAUGUGGAGGCAACAUCGGUGACCGCGGGGUGGGACUCAUCUCGAAAUUGACGUCGCUGACGUCUCUAAAUCUGAGUCAAAACAGAAAUAUCCGGACCAAGUCUCUGUUUUAUCUGCGGUCGCUUACAAGUCUGCGAUGCCUGAAUCUGUCCAACACGGGGAUCUCGGCGCUCUCACUUCGUCAUCUAUCUCCAUUGAAGGAAUUACAGUCUUUGUCCGUCUACGGGUGCUCGUUGUCACAAGGCCACAUUGACGUCUUGAGAGAGAUCUUGCCCGAGUUGAAGUGUUUGCGGUGCUCCUGA